CAAACUUACAGUGCUUGGACCUCUACUAUCUGUGGUAGUUGCUACAAAUGAUACACUGUCCGUGCCGUUGCCAUCAGGCGUCAUUACAAAGGCAGGGAAUGGUGUUAUUGACGAAGAUUGAAUGUUGAAUCCAUUGCGGCUGUCAGAUGAGUUGCAUCCGCUGCAAAUUUAUGACGACAUUGUCGAUAAAGUAUGGCAAUUAAUUGAGCUACAGCCUCAAAAAGUUUAUAACGACAUUGAGUUGGAGACUUUAGCCAAAUGGUGCGACAGUCACAUGGUGGGUGAACAUUGUCAAUCCCUGCAUUAGAUACUGAGUAUUGCUUAUAUGUAUUGUUUGAUACAAUUGCUAGAUUGGAGAGGUUGCAUUGCAGUAGUCAAAAGUUCAGAUGAAAUCGAAUGAAAUCUUUGUUUCGUUUUGAGUUUGUACGAGUGUCAGUACGUGGAUUCGACUGAGCAAUAUUUUUCUACAUGACGAUCCUUUGUAUGGCUUAAUGCAGUCGUGAGAUGAUUAGCGAUGGAGUUAAAGUUUGAAAUGAAGCAUAUUUUUAUUAUCUUCUUAUCUUUUUUUGUCAAUCUUAACAUCAAUGCAACAUACCUAUCAGCAAACCCAGACAAGCCCGUCCUCCUAUGUUUUCUUCAUCUGGUUCCAACUUCUGUGAUGGAGUAUCCUUGUACGCUGCAAACAAUUGGUUAAUCUUGAGCACCUAUCAUUGAUAUAUUGUGAAGCAUCU
Molecule: messenger RNA, 731 nt
Organism: Plasmopara halstedii
Lineage: Eukaryota; Oomycota; Peronosporomycetes; Peronosporales; Peronosporaceae
Exons: 1
Coding region: 515-694 (59 amino acids)
Source: RefSeq, a predicted model, not a curated record